Molecule: messenger RNA, 2674 nt
Organism: Frankliniella occidentalis (western flower thrips)
Lineage: Eukaryota; Metazoa; Arthropoda; Insecta; Thysanoptera; Thripidae
Product: zinc finger protein 271-like
Exons: 4
Coding region: 1012-2604 (530 amino acids)
Biological process (GO): regulation of transcription by RNA polymerase II
Molecular function (GO): DNA-binding transcription factor activity; RNA polymerase II cis-regulatory region sequence-specific DNA binding
Source: RefSeq, a predicted model, not a curated record
GUAUUUGUUAUUAAGACAUUUUUGUAAGUUCAUUGUUGUAUUAAGAAUAAAAACUCAUGUCUACAGAUUUCAUCAACCCGUCGACACUUUCAUUUCGUUCCUUGCUCGUGCAUGCUGGUUCUGUGGUGGUCCUCAGGACGCGCACGCAGGUGUCUGACGCGGUGCUCUUGUUGCAGGUGCCGGUCCCAGCUCCCCGCCCAGCAGCGCGGCGUCCCUCGGGGAGGAUCCUGCGGAGGUGUCCGUCAACGAGGGCUUUGAGCUCGACGAGCUCAAAAGGGAGCACGACGACGAUCAGCUGGGGCUGGUGGUGACGUCGUGCUUCUCGCUGCAGGACCAGCCGGACCACGCGGUGCCGGUCCCAGCUCCCCGCCCAGCAGCGGGGCGUCCCUCGGGGAGGAUCCUGCGGAGGUGUCCGUCGACGAGGGCCGCGAGCUCGACGAGCUCAAACGGGAGCACGACGACCAGCUGGGGCUGGUGAUGACGACGUGCUUCUCGCUGCAGGACGAGCGGGGCCUCGUGGUUGACGCAGUGAUGGGUGGCACAUUGUCGGCGAGGUGCAGCCCGAGAAGCGCGUCGAAGAAGUGGCGUCUCCUGUCAGUGUCGCAACGAAGCAGAGUAGCUCUGCCCUUCGGCAAGAAACACGCUUCGCUCACCCAGUGCAGAACACCCAGCAGGACGCCCAGAAGGCCCCGCGGGUGCUGCGAAAGAAGCAGCCAGAAAAGAAGUACACCGAAAUCGGGUGUAGAAGUAAAAGCAGUACCAGUGGCGCUGUGCAGGCGGACUCGAUCAAUCGCACCGGCAGGGCCUUCAAAUGCGAAGUCUGCGGGAAGAGUUUUACGCAAACGAGUCAUCUAAAGAGACAUAGGUUGUACCACACUGGUGAAGAGCCAUUUAGCUGUGACCUCUGACCCUCGCGUUUACUCAGAGAGGCCAUCUUGUCGAUCACAUGAGGGUGGCGAUCCCAGCUCCACGUCUAGUAGCAGUGCGUCCCUCUGGGAGGACCCUGCAGAGAUGUCGGUCGACGAGGGCCGCGAACUCGACAAGCUCAAAAAGGAGCACGACGACCAGCUGGGGCUGUUGGUAACGGACUGCUACUCGCUGCAGGACGAGCAAUGCCCAGUUGAGGACGCGGCGAGGGGAGGUCCUGGAGACUACGACGUGCAGCCCAAGCAGCGCGAUGAAGUGGCGUCUUCCCUCGGCGACGAAACCAGGCAGGGUGAUUCUACCGUUAACGCUCAGCCGGUGAUGAUCCACCAGCCGGACGCCCAGAAGGCCUCGCGGGUGCUCCGGAAGAAGCCGCUCGGCCGGAAGUACACCGGAAGCGGGAGUGGAAGUAACAGCGAUCGCAGUGGCGCUUUGCAGGCGAACACGAGCAACCACACCGGCAUGGCCUUCAAUUGCGAAGUCUGCAAGAAGAAUUUUGAAAAAGCGUCUUCUCUUAAGCGACAUAUAAUGUACCACACUGGUGAAAAGCCAUACGAGUGUGACCUUUGUCCCUUGCGUUUUACUGAGAAAGGUCAUCUUGUCGUUCACACGAGGACACACACUGGUGAAAAGCCAUUUAGCUGUGACCUCUGUCCCUCGCGUUUUACUGUAAAAGGUAAUCUUGUCGAUCACAUGAGGGUGCACACUGGUGAAAAGCCAUACAAGUGUGCCACGUGUAAACUGCGCUUUACUAAAAAAUGCCAUCUUAUCAGGCACAUGAGGACACACACUGGUGAAAAGCCAUACACGUGUGAUGUAUGUAACAAGGCUUUUAAUCAAAAAUCAAAUCUCAAUAAACACAAAACAAUUUGUAUUUCUGGUGCUCUUGUUCCAGGUGCCGGUCCCAGCUCCCUACCCAGCAGCGCAGCGUCCCUCUGGGAGGAUCCUUCUGCGGAGGUGUCCGUCGACGAGGGCGCCGAACUCGACGAGCUCAAACGGGAGCACGACGAUCAGCUGGGGCUGGUGGUGACGGCGUGCUUUUCGCUGCAGGACAAGCAAUGUCCAGUGGAGGACGCGGCGAGGGAAGGCCCUGGCGACGGCGAGAUGCAGCCCGAGCAGCGCCAUGAAGAAGUGGCGUCUUCCCUCGACGACGCAACCAGGCAGGGUGAUUCUACCGUUGACGUUCAGCCGGUGCAGAACAGCCAGCAGGACGCCCAGAAGCCCUCGCGGGUGUUGCGGAAGAAGCAGCUCGUCAGGAAGUACACCGGAAGCGGGAGUGGAAGUAAAAGCGAUCACAGUGGCGCUCAGCAGGCGAACUCGACCAAGCGCACCGGCAGGGCCUUCCAAUGCAAAGUCUGCGAUAAGAGCUUCGCACACGCGGCUUCUCUUAAGCGACAUAUAAUGUACCACAAUGGUGAAAAACCAUUCAGGUGUGACCUUUGUCCUAAGCGUUUUACUGAGAAAAGCAAUCUUGUCGAUCACAUGAGAAUACACACUGGUGAAAAGCCAUACAAGUGUGACCUUUGCCCAAAUCGUUUCGUACAGAAAAGCAAUCUUGUUAAGCACAAAAGGACACACACCGGUGAAAAGCCUUACAAGUGCGACGUAUGUAAAAUGUGUUUUACUGAGAAAGGUAAUCUUAUCAGGCACAUGAGGACACACACUGGUGAAAAGCCGUAGACGUGUUAUAUGUGUAUCAUGGCUUUUAGUAGUCGAAAUUCAAGGCUCAAUAAACACGAAACAAUGUGUA